AUGACUGAACUCCAGUCUGUGAUUCCCCAGAUGCUUACAGUAAUUGCAAUUGUACUCUUUUGUCAGGGAACAUUUAGAUUCAAAGUCAAAGUUCCACAACAAGCCAAAUCAUUCAAAAAAUCUGAGGACAUGAUCAAUGAACAUUCCAAAUCAACUAUUAUUGGAGUUGACAAUUUCAAAACAUCACUUAUCAUUGGAAUGCCACUCAUUCAUGCUCUCUUUGAUCAAGCUGUUCAGUUCAAAUGUACAAUUGGUAGCAAGAAAGCUCUGGGUAGCUCAUUUUGUAACAUGACACUUUACUUGAAACUCUGUGGUGUCAAACUCAAAAACACCAAACCGGCUUUGACGGAUCUUAGCAAGCGUACUGUUGGUGCCUCAUUGACAAUUAGCGCAGAGGACAUACUAAAGGGUCCUGAAGAUGAUUCAAUCACUUGGCUCCUGGAGGCUUGUGCUACCUUUGUUUCUCUUCAUUCACAUUCAAGACAACUUCUUAAAUACCAAUCCAUGCUUUGCAAGUCUUUUGUCAUGGUUGUAGUAGUUGCUAUCAAAGGAUGCUCUUGA
Molecule: messenger RNA, 561 nt
Organism: Melampsora larici-populina 98AG31
Lineage: Eukaryota; Fungi; Basidiomycota; Pucciniomycetes; Pucciniales; Melampsoraceae
Exons: 5
Coding region: 1-561 (186 amino acids)
Source: RefSeq, a predicted model, not a curated record